AUGGGGAGCUGGCUGUUCACGGUUCUUCUGACGGGAGUGGUUCUGCUCGGUACUGCGGAGUAUUUUAACCUGAUUGACGCCCGGGCCAAGCUGAACAACGUGGCCGUUCCUUCGCGGCUGUCGGUUUACAUUGGCUGCAUCGGCUGCGCCAUCAUGCCGCUCAUUGCCAUGGUGAAUGGUGGGCUUUUGACUCCGGGAGCGAAAUUCGCGGGCGGGCUGCUGCUGGCCAUGCUGCUGACUCAGCCCAAGCGGCCUCGCUGGAGCCAGUUCACAGGCUACAUCUGCGGCCUUUUCUACUGCGGCUUCCUUCCUAGCUUCUGGGUCACGCUGCGGUGUGGGCUGGCGACUACAGCCACCACGUCGUCGCCAGUGGCGCGGGUGUGGCCUGCGCUGCUGGGAGGGCCGGCGCUGUGGACGACGGGGUUGGUUGCCAUCUUCAUGGGCUUUGCGGGGGUCAUUGCUGCCGACACGGGGGCGUAUCUGGGCGGCAAGACCUUUGGCAAGACGCCUCUCAUCGAGCUGAGCCCCAAGAAGACGGCCGAAGGGGCGUUGUUCGGGCUGGCCUCUUCAGUCUCUGUGUCCGUCCUCCUCUCCCGUGCCUUCAGCUGGCCUUCCACACCUAUCAGUGCGGCGGUGCUCGGUGUAAUUGUCUUCGCUGCGUCUCUCUUUGGUGAUCUGUUUGAGUCGGCUCUCAAGCGCCAGGCCGGAGCCAAUCAGGGAAGUCCACGUCACGAGAUUGAGAUCUCCGAUUCGGAAUGCGCGUCGCAGUCGCUGCUUUCGCGCCAAGAGGAGGAGUCGCUCGAGACGGAGCCGCUGACAGGCCCGCGAAUUCCCGGCGACGCCAGCGACCGCCCAUGCGACAGCAGAGAUCGCACGUGCGACACCAGGGAUCGUCCACCUCUCUCGCAAGCACGGCGAGAAGUCAGGCGACACGACUACGUUCCGGCUCACGGCAACAGAGAUAGCGGAACCGCGAGGCUCGGCGAGAGGCCCGGCGAGAGGUCCGGCGAGAGGUCCGGAGGGAGGUUCGGCGAGAGGUCCGGCGAGGAGGGCGGGUUGCUGGAGACGCUGGGGCAGGAGAUAGUGGCGAUCGUGACGCCCGUGUCCAUCUGCAUGCUGCUCGUCGUCGCGCUCGUGCUCGCGCUCACCCCGCACGGCGCCUCCGUCACAACGCCUACCAUUGCGACGCUGGUGUACCAAGAAGAGAGCACGGAUGCGCCCUGGCAGCGGCUGUGGGGGGCCUUGCUGAAUGCGGCGGCGAUGGUGGCGCUGGUGACAGUAGCCACGUUCGUGCUCGUGGGGCUGUUCUACUGCGGCUGUGCGCGCUGCAUCUGGGGCUACAUGGGCUUCUCUGGCUUCGUUAUCUUUGCCGGGCUGGGCGGCACUCUGGCGGUGCAACUCAUUCAGCGCUUCUCCAUCCCAAUAGACAUAAUCACCUUCUCUCUCCUCCUGUACAACCUGUCAGUGGUGGGCGUGCUGGCAGUCUUCUUCUGCCGAAUGCCCAUCUUCCUCACUCAAUCCUACCUCGUUGCCGUCGGCGCCAUCGUCGCCUUCUGGUUCUCCAGCCUACCAGAAUGGACCACGUGGAUGGUGCUCAUCGCCAUGUCACUCUACGACCUCUAUGCCGUCCUCACGCCAGGCAAGCCGAUCGUCGCCUUUUGGUUCUCCAGCGUGCCCGAGUGGACCACGUGGAUGGUGCUCAUCGCCAUGUCUCUCUACGAUCUCUACGCCGUUCGCACGCCAGGCAUAGCCAUGGAGCGAGACGUGGACAUACACCCUAGCACUCGUUUACUUACAUUGUUCUAUCCAUUCCCGAACCUCGGUCCCUCCCCUUCCCUCUCCCCUUCCCUCUCCCCUUCCCUCUCCCCUUCCCUCUCCCCUUCCCUCUCCCCUUCCCUCUCCCCUUCCCUCUCACCUUCCCUCUCCCCUUCCCUCUCCCCUUCCCCCUCCCCUUCCCUCUCCCCUUCCCUCUCCCCUUCCCUCUCCCCUUCCCUCUCCCCUUCCCUCUCCCCUUCCCUCUCACCUUCCCUCUCCCCUUCCCUCUCCCCUUCCCUCUCCCCUUCCCUCUCCCCUUCCCUCUCCCCUUCCCUCUCCCCUUCCCUCUCCCCUUCCCUCUCCCCUUCCCUCUCCCCUUCCCUCUCCCCUUCCCUCUCCCCUUCCCUCUCCCCUUCCCUCUCCCCUUCCCUCUCCCCUUCCCUCUCCCCUUCCCUCUCCCCUUCCCUCUCCCCUUCCCUCUCCCCUUCCCUCUCCCCUCCCCUCUCCCCUUCCCUCUCCCCUUCCCUCUCCCCUUCCCUCUCCCCUUCCCUCUCCCCUUCCUUUCAUACUUUAGUUGGCCCGCUCAAGCUGCUUCUAGACAAAGCCAUGGAGCGGGACGAGGACAUCCCAGCACUCAUCUGCGGUCCCUCACUCCACUCCGGUCCCUCUCUCCCUCUCCCGCCACACUCUCAUCCCUCCAUGCCAACUCGCCCCGGCCAUCCCCCACUCUCCUCCCUCUCCACCACCUCCUCCUCGUCCUCCUUCCCGCCCUCGCUGUCGCCUUCCACCGCAUCCAACCCCUCUCCAUCCGGCACCACAUUUCGGGCUACAAACAGCACAGCUGGUAGCACUCUCGUCCCUAACACCGCCCUGGGACAUGUGGCGGAUGGAGGAGGGGGAAGUGGGGGGGAUGGGAUGACGGGUGGUGCGGUGGGGAGCGGUGCUGGUGGGUCAAGGAGAACGCGCGUGCGAGGCCAAUUCGAGCGGCGGUUGCAGCAGCAGAGCAGCGUUGCUGGUGGUGCGAUUGGUGCUGCUACUGGUGCUGCUAGUGGUGGUGCUAGUGGUGCUGCUAGUGGUGGUGGUGAAAGGACCUUUGCUGGACAACUGAGUGCCUUUGUUGCUUCUGCUGCAGCCGCUGCUGCCACUUCUGCUCUGCGCCUCACAGGAGCUCAACGGCAGGAUGAGAGGCCGGGAGAGGGUGCAGGAGGAGGGAGAAGUGGAGUAGAGAGAGGAGGGGAGGGGCAGCAGAGGAGGAGUGGUGAGUGGAGCGAGCAUGCAGCAGGCUUGAAUCGCGGGGGAAGCGGAGUGCUGCUUAACGAGGUGCCUUAUAACGGGUCGGUGGAUCAGCAGUCAGGUAGCGGGAGCCGCUCGGGCAGCAGCAGAGGGCGGCGGGGAGGCGAGAGCGGGCGAGCUGGUAGCUCUAGGAUUGGGAGAGUGGGUCGAACGCUCUCCAUGCCGUCUCCCAAGCAGGGCGGGUUGGUGGAAGGGGGAGGGAGAGGGAGAGGAGGGGGCGUGGGGGGAGUGGGGGGGAGUGGGGAGGAGGAAGCAGUGGCGCCUGUGGUUCGAGUGAGUUUGGCUCAUGGGGAGCGUGUGGAGGUGAGGGGGAGUAGGGAAGGAGGGGGGAUGUUGGGAGUGCAGGAACGGGAGGGUGGGGCAGGAGCAGAAGCAGAAGCAGCAGGAGCAGCAGGAGCAGCAGCAGCAGGCGGAGGAGGAGGAGGGGGAGGAGGAGGAGGAGCAGUAGGAGCAACGGGAGCAACAGCAGCAGCUGCAGGUUCGUUGGUGGGUGGAGAGGAGACAUCAGUGAGAGGGGAGGAGGAGGUGGAGCGAGAAAUAGCACGGCUCAGAGAGGUUGCCAGCCAGCACCUACGCGAGAGAGAGAGGGAGAGAGAGCGGGAGCGGUGGCGAGGCGGGACAAUCUCCCGGGCGGUAUCGCUUGGACCGGAGUGGAGCAUGGGGGCAGUGAGUGGCGGCAUUCGGAUGAGAGCGGGUCUUGAGGGGCAGAUUGCGGGGAUUGAAGGGCAGAGUGUUGGAAUGGACGGUUUGCCUGGUGUGGACGGGCAGAUGAGAGGGUUUGAGCGGAGGGUGGUCGGCUGA
This is a messenger RNA of Closterium sp. Naga37s-1, 3849 nucleotides long. The record is from the annotation of a GenBank genome assembly. NCBI's taxonomy places the organism in Eukaryota, Viridiplantae, Streptophyta, Zygnematophyceae, Desmidiales, Closteriaceae.